This is a messenger RNA of Dictyostelium purpureum, 396 nucleotides long. RefSeq lists its product as uncharacterized. The record is from RefSeq and is a predicted model, not a curated record. The coding region runs from base 1 to 396 and encodes 131 amino acids. NCBI's taxonomy places the organism in Eukaryota, Evosea, Eumycetozoa, Dictyosteliales, Dictyosteliaceae. The transcript has a single exon.
AUGGUUUUAAAAAAACAUAUAAGAUUUACAAGACCAACAGAUAAUUUAAAAGAAAUAAAGGAUAUGUAUAUUAAAGGAUUGGAUUUCGAACUUUUAUUUGAAUUUCAAGAUCAUCAAGGUUUCGACGGUGUUAUUUUAGGCCAUCCAAAAGAAGUUUAUCAUUUAGAAUUUACACAUCAUAGAGGAACUACAGUGGGUAAAGCACCAACAAAAGACAACUUAAUUGCACUUUAUUUACCCGAUUUAAAUGAAUAUAAUCAUCAAUGUAAAAAAUUAAUAGAGGCAGGUUUCAAAAAGGUUGUAUCUUAUAAUCCAUACUGGGACAAUAAUGGCUCAACAUAUGAAGAUAUUGAUGGAUAUCGUAUUGUUUUAGCAAAUAUUUCUUUUGACCAUUAA